CCUGAUAUUACUCUAAUAUCUAAUGGUAUAGAAACAAACACAAAAUGGAACGUUCUCGGUGACAUUGGCAGUGACCACCUACCGAUUCAAUUAUGCAUUAAACUAGAUAACACUCAAGAUGAAAUACAAGAAGAAGACGGACCACUACUGUGGCAAUACACCAAAGCAGACUGCGCCCUUUUUGCCAAAACAGGUGACACCCUUUUAAAAGAAACCAAUAACUUGGUGAAUAAUUUCAGAACACUGGACCAGAAAUAUGACAAUUGGACAAACUGUGUGCUAAAGGCUGCGGCAACUGCCAUCCCUAGAUUACGUAAACACCACAAUAUAAAGACGCAAAAUUUGCAAAUCACAAAACUGUCUAAAAUGAGAAACCAUGCUCGAUCACUAGCACCAACAUCAAAGCUCAAUAGAUUGAUAUAUAAUAACCUAACAAGAAAGUUGAGGCUACUAUCCAUUAAACUGAAAAGGGAACAAAGGAAGAAACUCUGUGAAAAUAUCAACCUAAGGAAAAACCCAACAAAGGCUUGGGCAUUUGUUAAAAGACUAACUGGUGAAACAAAGAAAAAUAACCCCAGCCCAAUAGUCUCGGAAGGUAAAACCUAUGUUGAGGACAAAAGACGUGCGGAAAUCUUAAACAUUUUACAUCAGUGGGGAAAACAAAAAAAUGGUUAAAGACAAGUGGGUUACUAGACCAAGAAAGAAAAAGAAUGGAGAAGGAAAUAAAAAUAGAUGAUGCAAGCAUAAUGUCCUCUCCAUUUACUCAAAAUGAAAUACAGCGCGCAAUAGCCCAAUGUAAAAAAAACACUGCAGCUGGAGCUGAUAAAAUAUCAACAAACAUGCUAAAAAACAUAGGGCCCAAGACUAGAACUUAUUUACUAGACAUAAUAAAUGAAUCCUGGAAAAGAGGGGAGAUACCCAACAUUUGGCGACAUGCCAUAAUUACCCCGAUACUAAAGGAAGGAAAGAAUCCUACAGAGGCGGAAAACUGCCUACCAAUAUCAAUAACAUCAUGUGUUGGGAAAAUAGCGGAAAGAAUGGUCAACAACAGAAUGUACUGGUUCCUAGAAGGCUCUGAUCUAAUUCAUCCAGACCAGAGCGGUUUUAGACAUAACAGGCAAAGCAUAGACCAAGUAGUAAAAAUAAUCCUAAACAUACAGGAUGGAUUCCAAUCAAAAGAAAACACUGUG
Lymnaea stagnalis (great pond snail) is the source of this 1190-nucleotide messenger RNA. Lineage: Eukaryota; Metazoa; Mollusca; Gastropoda; Lymnaeidae. The record is from the annotation of a GenBank genome assembly.